Molecule: messenger RNA, 408 nt
Organism: Funneliformis geosporum
Lineage: Eukaryota; Fungi; Glomeromycota; Glomeromycetes; Glomerales; Glomeraceae
Source: the annotation of a GenBank genome assembly
AUGGAUCGUUUUUCUUAUAAAGGUUGCAUUAACAUUACUAUUAAUGAGAAUCUUACAUUAUCCGAUAUAGAAAUGCAUGUUUUACAUCCUAUACGAGCAGACGUAUCCAUUUCACCAGAAAUCAAACUUUUUAUAUCAGAAAAUAUUGAUUUGCUUCCACACGAAAUUUACAAACGACUUGUUGUUGAGCGUGGUUUGGAUCUUAAUAUUCGUCAAAAACAGAUUUAUUUUUGUCCAAAUGUUCUUGGUUGGUUAACGAGUUUAUGGGAUGUAUUACAAAACUCUCAAUUCAAAAUACGUGAAAUUGGGGUUGAUGCUACAUUAUGGAAAUUCAUGAAUAAACAUUUACAUCAACAUCCACUUAUUCCACCAAUUGAUGGGCAAUUCCUUUCUUUAAAUUCUAUUUGA